Molecule: messenger RNA, 2147 nt
Organism: Varroa destructor (honeybee mite)
Lineage: Eukaryota; Metazoa; Arthropoda; Arachnida; Mesostigmata; Varroidae
Product: nucleoside hydrolase-like
Molecular function (GO): hydrolase activity, hydrolyzing N-glycosyl compounds
Source: RefSeq, a predicted model, not a curated record
UGUGUGCAGUUUUGAUAGGAUUCUGUUUGCCCUUGAGCAAACAAAGCUCUCUGCCUAAUAAGCACAGCUGUCUCUACGAAUUCACAGAGUUCGAGCAUCCGGCUAUUUUUCUUGAUCGACCAAAUGCGUUCCCAUCUUCGACAAUACGUAGUUCAUUGGCCAGUUGAGAUACGUUGUUGGCCAGCUCAAACUGAGUGAUUGUUAAAGCCGACAGUCGUACUCAAUCAUAUCAUGUGCUUAAGAUAGCGGUGCUCUUUCAAGGGAUGGAUCCUCCUCCUCUUCUUCCUCCUCCUCCUCCUCCUCCUCCUCCUCGUAGUGCUACCUACCAUUUCAUUCGCUACGAAAUCUAUUUUGCCCUCGUCCAUCUGGCGUCGCAUCUACAGUUUAGAGGGCAAUCCUUUUCAUUGUCCCCUUAAACCAACAAGUUGGUUGACCUGGAUAUUGCCUUUGCUCCGAUCGGCUUAAGAUUGUUCGUUGUCCACUUCUUUAAUCUACUCUAUGACAUCGUACCAACUCUUUUAACGCUUUACUUUCGCGCUGAAAAAAAAACCCCAGCUGAUUAAAAAGUGUAGUUCGUUAGUCCAUUAGGACAAUCUAUCGGCUCGAUUGGUUCACAAAGGCGUUCAGGACUGAUUUCUCUUUUUCUGGACGGUUAAGAGACAGCACAUACCGAUUGUGUCCAUUUUCAUUAUUUGCAAUGCCUUCAACAUCGGUUCAUCUUAUUAUAGAUACGGACUGUGGAAUCGAUGACGCUUUAGCACUGAUGGCCGCUCUAAGCGCACGCGAAGUGGAUGUGGUGGCAAUAACUUGUGUAUCGGGAAAUACAACUUUGAAGAAUGUUGUCUCGAACGUGUCGAAAGUUCUACGUGUUUGCAAACGUGAGGAGGUUCCGUUCUAUGCUGGAUGCGAUGCACCAUUGUCCAGAGAGAAUAUAUUCGGCAGUGAAUUUCAUGGAAAAGAUGGUCUUGGCCAUUGUCCGAAAGAGUUUCCCGAGGGUGCGCAAGCGCAAAAAGGAAUGCAUGCCUCUCGGGCGCUGGUUGAGAUGGCCAAAAAUCGAAAGGGUGAACUUACACUUGUUAUGAUAGGACCGUGUACCAACCUUGCGGUUGCUUACCAUAUUGACCCAAAUGUAAUGGCAUACUUUAAGAAGAUUGUCGUGAUGGGGGGAAACGUACAGGGCAGGGGUAAUGUCAUUCCCGGAGCCGAAUUCAAUUUUGCAUCUGAUCCUGAAGCUGCCCACAUACUCGUUGAGCAUUCACAAUGUCCAGUAGUUCUGGUUCCGUGGGAGACCGUCACGACAAACUGGAUUUCGUGGGAGUUCUACACGGAGCUGAUAGGAGGCUCAACUGCGAAGUCGCGCUUCCUGCAAGCCAUCUGUAAAUAUACCGAACAGUACUAUCAAUGCAAGUAUACAGUUGGUCAUCACGGUUAUGAACUGGGCGAUUUCUUAGCGGUACUCGUUGCCAUCCGCCCGGACUGUGUUACGCGGAGCCUAAAACGAAGGAUAGCUGUGGAGCUCAAAGGCGAGCACACUUUAGGCCAAGUUGUGCAAGCUUGGACUAAGUCAAUGCUUCCCAAGGUUACGAAACAUACGGAAAUUGUUUUAGAAUUUGACAUGACCAUAGUGCGUGAGAAUCUUACGGCAAUGGUACAAUGACAUUAUUGGCAAAAAUGCGUGUAUGUUAUACAUAUAGCAAAAAAAAAUGUUGUACUAAUUCGAGCAGGCGUGGUUCAUUUGAAAAAUAAACAAAAAAAAGCUAAACUCAAAUUUCGCCAAGCGGUCCUGUGUAUUAUUCACGCAGUGCAUAGUAUUCUCAACAACUUGUAUAUACUUAUUAACCGAAAAUAACUCGCGUCUACGUGUCUGUCGCAUAUUCGUACUUCAACUUUAUUAAUGGAAUCCCUCACAUCACAUGCGUUGAACACCAAUUGAGUGCAGUUCUCUGUCAAGGCCGUAACGGUGUUAUUUGAGGUGCUAAUCAUAUAGCUUUGAGUUACGGCACAUUUAAAAAAGCAAACUCUACGCCCUGAGGGUUUUUCGAGGUUUGUUUCCUUGAAAAGCUUGUUCUGAACAGCGGCUUUUUUUGGCGUUUGUCUUCCUUCGAAAUUUGGUCCCAGUAUGUUGCUGAAGGCCCAUGACUGUUGAU